AUGGGAAUGAAAGCACGCUGCCAAUGCUCCAAGGUCCAAUUUACAGCCCCAACAGACAAACCCCUAAAACUAUGGAUUUGCCACUGCACAGAAUGCCAACACCAAAGCUCUUCAGCCUUUGGCAUCACAGCAACAUUCCCCUACUUCGAGCUCCCAGCCUCAACAUCAGGGCUGGUGAGCAGCUACACCCGGAUCACACUCAAGGGCCGUGAAAUGGAGUGUGUUUUCUGCAAGGGCUGUGGUUCACGGCUCUUCCAUCGUUUCCGGGAUUUCGUGCCUGCACCGGGUGAACAGCCUCAUUUCUCUGCUAUUACCAAUGUCAAGGGCGGCUGCUUGGAAGACCUUGGUAAAGACUUGAUGAAGUCUGCCGUUCACAUCUGGUGUCAGGAGGCCAUUAUUGACAUUCCUGAGGGCGUGGAGAGGUGGGAGGGAGCGCCUCCUCAGCCAAAUCCGUUGGUGAACUAG
Messenger RNA from Penicillium nucicola, 465 nucleotides. RefSeq names its product GFA family protein. Bases 1 to 465 code for a protein of 154 amino acids. The transcript has a single exon. The record is from RefSeq and is a predicted model, not a curated record. Gene Ontology annotation, molecular function: carbon-sulfur lyase activity. Lineage: Eukaryota; Fungi; Ascomycota; Eurotiomycetes; Eurotiales; Aspergillaceae.